AUGUUGGCACAUGCAUGGGAACAAUUAAGCCCUGUCGUCGUGGAAAAAUGCUGGCAUCCGCUUUUAAAAGAUGAUGUUUUUAAUGAAGAAGGAGCAAACUGUAGCGAAGAUGACGACAUUCCCUUGAGUGUCUUACGUUCAAAUACAAUUCAGCAACAAUCAACAGAGUAUGCGGAAAUAAAUAAUUUGCUGGAGAGCAUAGUUCCAGAAGUUACGUUUAAUACAGCAGAUUUGGUUGCUUGGGUUUCAACGGAUGACCCUAUUGAAGACUGGAAUAUAGUGGAUGACGUUGCUGUUUUAAGUUCAGAAGAAGACGAAGAACCAAAUGAAAAAUGCAAUAUAACCGCUUCAGAAGCCGUUUCAGUCUUUGACAAGGCUAUAGAGUGGGCCGAAGAAUACACUAAUUCUCUUCCUAAAAUAAUGGUUCUUAAAAAUUUUAGGGAGGAGGCUGUGAAGCAAUGCCUUAAAGCGAAAAAAAAGCAAACAAAAAUUGUUAAUUUUUUUCAGCAGAAUAAAGUUUUGCUUUCUUAUUUUGUGAAUGUACAAAGAUGAUCUC
Bactrocera neohumeralis is the source of this 556-nucleotide messenger RNA. RefSeq lists its product as uncharacterized. The record is from RefSeq and is a predicted model, not a curated record. The transcript has 2 exons. The coding region runs from base 1 to 552 and encodes 183 amino acids. Lineage: Eukaryota; Metazoa; Arthropoda; Insecta; Diptera; Tephritidae.